Messenger RNA from Coregonus clupeaformis (lake whitefish), 2985 nucleotides. RefSeq names its product nuclear receptor subfamily 2 group F member 5. Gene Ontology annotation, biological process: cell differentiation; regulation of transcription by RNA polymerase II; anatomical structure development. The record is from RefSeq and is a predicted model, not a curated record. Lineage: Eukaryota; Metazoa; Chordata; Actinopteri; Salmoniformes; Salmonidae. Gene Ontology annotation, molecular function: nuclear receptor activity; RNA polymerase II cis-regulatory region sequence-specific DNA binding. The transcript has 3 exons. Bases 204 to 1115 code for a protein of 303 amino acids.
UGGCUGUACUCUAUCUAGGUGGAUAGAGUACAGCCACAUGAAUGAAUGAAAUAUGCAGUAGUUCUACUGUACCUACUGUACCUGCACCUGGCCAAACAAUUAGCUUCUAGUACUUGAGGAUUCACUUAUACCCACGGCCUUUGACAUAUUACAAGACAUAUCACAGUUUUUUUGUGAGCCUUUGAAAUGUCAAAAGAGGAAAAAUGUAUUUUGCUCAUGAAAAUCAAAUGCCAUAUCUCCUUCUUAACCCUUUCUUUCUCUCUCCCUCAGCUGUCCAGAGAGGCCGCAUGUCCAACUCCCAGUCCAGCCCGGGUCAGUACCUGACCAAUGGCAGCGACCCUUACAACGGGCAGCCCUACCUAUCUGGAUUCAUCUCUCUGCUGUUGCGCGCCGAGCCCUACCCCACAUCCCGUUACGGGUCCCAGUGCAUGCAGGGAAACAACCUGAUGGGCAUCGAGAACAUCUGCGAGCUGGCCGCACGGCUGCUCUUCAGCGCUGUGGAGUGGGCCAAGAACAUCCCCUUCUUCCCUGACCUGCAGCUCAUGGACCAGGUGGCGCUCCUGCGCAUGUCAUGGAGUGAGUUGUUUGUGUUGAACGCGGCCCAGUGCUCCAUGCCACUGCACGUGGCGCCCCUGCUGGCGGCUGCCGGCCUGCACGCAUCGCCCAUGUCUGCGGAACGCGUGGUGGCGUUCAUGGACCACAUCCGGGUGUUCCAGGAGCAGGUGGAGAAACUGAAGGUUCUGCAGGUGGACACGGCUGAGUACUCCUGCCUCAAAUCCAUUGUGCUCUUCACAUCCGAUGCCAUGGGCCUGUCGGAUGUGGCCCACGUGGAGAGCAUCCAGGAGAAGUCCCAGUGUGCCCUGGAGGAGUAUGUGAGGAACCAGUACCCCAGCCAGCCCAACCGCUUCGGCCGCCUGCUCCUGCGGCUGCCCUCCCUCCGCAUCGUCUCCUCGCCCGUCAUUGAGCAGCUCUUCUUCGUGCGCCUGGUGGGCAAGACGCCCAUCGAGACGCUGCUGCGCGACAUGCUCCUCUCGGGCUCCAGCUACAACUGGCCCUACAUGCCCGUGCAGCGCGACCGCCCCAUCUCCCUCCACUACAAUGAGAAUGGGCCCUGAGGAGGACGAGUCGCCGCGGAUUCAGCUUUUCAUCCAUCCUUCAUUGACCAUCCCUCAAUCCCUCCCUCCAUUUAUCUCCUCCAUCCAUCCCCUGGAAGACCACCACCAUUCCGCCAAAAAGAAGAACUGACCACCUGACUAUCUCACCACACCCCUCCCCCAUUCACCAAUCCAGCCAUUCACACGCCUCUUCUCCAGGGGACCACGGCCAAUAGAGAGACUUGGUGGCUGCCAUGGCCCCUCCUACUUCGCCUUCGCCACGUUUGAGAGGUGACACUAGACGGGCCGGCUGGCAGAAUGGUUUUUGCGCCGUUCUCCUGCAGCUCUGUCGGACUCACGCCGUUAAAGACGACUUUGUCAGUCUCGGACUGGAAGCGGUGGUGGCUACUGGCGACACAGUCACUCUAUUGUCAGCACUGUGCUUGAAUCUAAAGGAGACGUGUCCAAGAAUCUCCACUGUAUGGCGAUUUAGAGCAAGGCCUUUGCUGAUAGAACUGCUUGACCGAGAGAGCCAGGCCCAAGGUUAUUCAUCAACCAAUUUUUUUUAAAGAAACCAGAAGCCAUUAAAAAACGAUGCCAAAUUUCCUCAGAAUUUUCAGAAGACAUGUAUUGUCCGUGUGUGUGUGUAUUAGCACUGUUUAUAAUGAGAGAAAUUCAUGAUUGUGUCCAUAUGUAUGUCAUUGACUCAUAGACAUCCAUGUUAAGGGGUAUGUUGGGACUAGCUCAGGUUCAGGGUGGGGGGACAGGACAGACAGGUCAGACAUGACAGGACAGACAGGACAGGACAGGACAGGACAGACAGGACAGGACAGACAUGACACUAUCAGUAGGAAACAGAGAAUCACGCCUCACCCAGGGCAAAACACCUAUCAACAGCCUGUACCAAAGCGGAACAUGGAUAUUAAUUGUUUGGAUUAUCUUUGUGGUAGUGGUGACAAAAAUAACUUUUGGUUUGUCCAUAAUUUGACCUUUUACUUGUAUUUAGAUGUCAGAGGGUGUGGGAAGUUGCAAAAAAAUAUAUUAAAAAAAUAGGCACUUGCAAUGUGAAACUAUCCAGAACCCACACUUGACCCACUCCCAUCAUAAACACAGCACUGGUAGAUUCUUCCUCAGCCGCCAUUUUGAGGUCAAAACUACAGGGCCACUAACUGGUAAUGGUCAGUGUACUUCUGCCACUGUUUCAAAGUGGAAUAUCAUAAAAGUGGCCCUUCAUAACGUCUACAUAAUGCUGCCAUAGGAAUGACAUAACACAUGCCAGUUAAUGCCAGUUAGUUUCAUGUCACAAUCACAUUUUAUGUUUUUGUGAAAAAUGAGAAUUGUUAUGGAGCCUGAACCAAUAAGCAUUUGAAAACUAUAGUUGUACUUGCCUUAGAACAAGAUUUUGUCACUGAGCAUUUAUUUUAUGACUGUGCCAUAAUCUGAAGUUACCUGUUAUGACAGGCAAUAUGUCCCUCCAUAUGACAUUGUCAUGUAGGGUAGAGGCCACCUCAAUUCAAUUGUCAUUCAAGCAGCAUACUAGGAAAUUGUAUCACUAACCUCCAAAACCUCAAUUAAAGUUACAAUGGUCCCCUAAGAGGAGGGCAUCUACUGUGAUUUAGCGUAGAUAUUAUUAUGUGUUUUUGUUACCAUCAAUUGAUGACGGGCUGUAAGGCAACAUUGAUUGUUGGACGACCAGUCUCUGUUUUUUAACGUGGCACUGGGGUAUCAGCAACAAUUAUUGGGAUUUGAAAGCCAUUGGGACCUUGGAGAGCAGGACUGUCUGUUGAUAAAUUAGUUCACAGAAUAUUUCUAUGAGAGUAUGUUUUUUUCUCUAUUUUUGUUUGGAAAUAUGGAUCCAUUCAUUGAAAUAAAAAUAUGUUGUUCACGGUUA